Orycteropus afer afer is the source of this 906-nucleotide messenger RNA. RefSeq names its product free fatty acid receptor 1 (gene FFAR1). Gene Ontology annotation, biological process: positive regulation of calcium ion transport; positive regulation of cytosolic calcium ion concentration; G protein-coupled receptor signaling pathway. The record is from RefSeq and is a predicted model, not a curated record. Bases 1 to 906 code for a protein of 301 amino acids. Gene Ontology annotation, cellular component: plasma membrane. The transcript has a single exon. Gene Ontology annotation, molecular function: bioactive lipid receptor activity. Lineage: Eukaryota; Metazoa; Chordata; Mammalia; Tubulidentata; Orycteropodidae.
AUGGACUUGCCUCCACAGCUCUCCUUUGCCCUCUAUCUGGCCGCCUUUACGCUGGGCUUCCCACUGAAUGUGCUGGUUAUCCGAGGUGCUGUGUCCCAUGCCCGGUUCCGCCUUACCCCCAGCCUUGUCUACGCCCUGCACCUGGGCUGCUCUGACCUCUUGCUGGCAGUCUCUCUGCUCCUGAAGGCCGUGGAGGCCCUGGCUGGGGGAGCCUGGCCUCUCCCAGUCUUCCUCUGUCCUCCUUUUGCCCUGGCCCAUUUUGGUCCCCUCUAUGCAGGUGGGAUCUUCUUGACUGCCCUGAGUGCUGGCCGCUACCUGGGAGCAGCCUUCCCCUUGGGGUACCAAGCUGCCCGGAGGCCAUGCUACUCCUGGGGUGUGUGUGUGGCUAUAUGGGCCAUUGUCCUCUGUCACUUGGGGCUGGUCUUUGGGUUGGAGGGUCCAGGAGGUUGGAUGGACAAUACCACCAACUCCCUGGGCAUCAACACACCAGUCAAUGGCUCUCCAGUCUGCCUGGAGGCCUGGGACCCGGCUUCAGCUGGCCCUGCUCGCCUCAGUCUCUCCCUCUUGCUCUUCUUCCUGCCCUUGACCAUCACGGCCUUCUGCUAUGUGGGCUGCCUCCGGGCACUAGCCCACUCAGGUCUGAGCCACAGACGGAAGCUGAGGGCAGCCUGGGUAGCUGGUGGGGCUCUGCUCACCCUGCUGCUCUGCCUAGGGCCUUACAAUGCCUCCAAUGUGGCUGGCUUCCUGCACCCCAGCAUGGGAAGUGGCUGGCGGAAGCUGGGACUCAUCACAGGUGCCUGGAGUGUUGUGCUCAACCCACUGGUGACUGGCUACUUGGGAGGGGGGACUGGCAGGUGGAUAGCAUGCAUGGCAAAAAUGCAAGAGAUGACAUCCCGGAAGCAGUAG